CCGACAUAUUCUAAGAAUCUUCUCUCUCUCUUUCUCUCUCUUUGGUGUAAGCCACAAACAAACUUGCAUCAGGUCUCUUAACAUGUGGACUUGUUUGUGACUCUUACUUUGUAAUUUUCAUGCCUGCGAGUGCAAGUGCUAGUUGCUGAGUUGAAGUUACCACUUGCCCAUAACUAUUGUGACCAUGUGUGUGCAAGAAGAUGAGCAAGUUGAUCAAGUUAUUGAGAACAACCUUGAUAACAGAAGGAUGUCAUGGCCUUUGCAUUGUGAUCUCUUGCAUGCCCACAUGGAAAACCGAGAAAAGGACGCUUUUUUUGGAGCUCCCACUAACAGGAUCUUCGCUGCAAAUUCAUUUCCACUGGAAAGCAUAUGUGAGGAUGCAGAGACUGUGGACAAAAGACAGAACCUGAUGAACUUUGUCCCUACUCUUCGGUCUGGAGAGUGGUCUGAUAUUGGAAACCGCCCUUCCAUGGAGGAUACCCACAUAUGCAUUGGAGACUUAGCAAAGAAAUUUGGUAAUACUGUGCUCAGCGAGGAAGCUAUUUCCUUUUAUGGUGUAUUUGAUGGACAUGGAGGGAAGAGUGCUGCACAAUUUGUUCGUGAUCAUCUGCCGCGGGUGAUUGUUGAGGAUGUUGACUUCCCUUUGGAACUUGAAAAGGUUGUCACAAGGUCAUUUUUGGAGACUGAUGCAGAAUUUGCAAGAACAUGUUCUAUCGAGUCUUCCCUGUCUUCUGGUACAACCGCACUGACAGCAAUUAUAUUUGGAAGGACUUUACUUGUAGCCAAUGCAGGAGACUGCCGUGCUGUAUUGUCACGUGGUGGAGGGGCCAUAGAAAUGUCCACAGAUCAUAGGCCAUUGUGCAAUAAAGAAAGAAUGAGAAUUUUGUCCCUGGGUGGAUUCAUUGAUGAUGAUUACCUGAAUGGGCAGUUAGGCGUCACUCGUGCUCUAGGUGACUGGCAUCUUGAAGGAAUGAAGGAGAUGAACGGAAAGGAUGGACCAUUGAGUGCUGAACCUGAACUCAAAUUGAUGACGUUGACCAAAGAAGAUGAGUUUUUGAUAAUUGGCAGUGAUGGUAUAUGGGAUGUUUUUCGCAGCCAAAAUGCUGUAGACUUUGCUAGAAGGAGGCUUCAAGAGCACAAUGAUGUGAACCAGUGUUGCAAGGAGAUAACAGGAGAAGCAAUAAAGAGAGGAGCAACAGACAACUUGACAGUAGUUAUGAUAUGUUUUCACUCAGAUCCACCACCUUCAGUAGUUGUAGAAAGGCCUAAAUUUAGAAGAAGUAUAUCUGCUGAGGGACUUCAAAAUAUUAAAUGCUUUCUAGAAGGAUAGAGCAUUCUUGUCUACAAGACAUUAUUUUUUUGGGCUAAGAUUGUGUACAUAAAUUCAUCUCUGACACUGAAAAUAAGUGUUUUCCUGCUUCCUCUUGUCACUUAUCCCUGAGGGGAUAGAAGUAAGGAACAUUAAUACCAUCAUAAAAUCGUAUAAUUAUUUUUCCCAUUGUUGUUGGGAAAGUGAGAGGCAUGACUUGUCCAUAUUAUGUACAAUGUCAUUUGUGUGCACAUCAUUGUAUUGUGCUCCUACUGUUUUCUUUGUUUUACGGUGAAGCUUCUUACUGAAACUUCUAUGUAUAUCUUUUUGUCCUUGAUGGUUUUAUUUUAUCAAAAUAGGUAAACAGGAAUGAUAGUACGGAGCUGAAAAUUUCCAGGC
Abrus precatorius (Indian licorice) is the source of this 1708-nucleotide messenger RNA. RefSeq names its product probable protein phosphatase 2C 27. The transcript is spliced from 4 exons. Gene Ontology annotation, biological process: protein dephosphorylation. Bases 185 to 1330 code for a protein of 381 amino acids. The record is from RefSeq and is a predicted model, not a curated record. Gene Ontology annotation, molecular function: protein serine/threonine phosphatase activity; cation binding. Lineage: Eukaryota; Viridiplantae; Streptophyta; Magnoliopsida; Fabales; Fabaceae.